AAAUACAAUAUUAUAUCAAUGUUUAAUGAGACACUGUAUUCUGAUCUGAUCCUAUCCCUUCUCGAUCCCUUAUAUAUACAGUCUUCUUCACAUUACAUUUCUUCUUCAGACAGAACUUCACUCUCCACCUACUGUUCUUCUGUUUCUUUCUUGCAUUGCAUAUAUCAAAAGGUUUAAAUAAUUAAGGGUUCUCUUAACUUAUAGAAUAUGAGGGUUGUGUCUCGUUUGGGUGGACUUUUGAUCUUGUCAACUUUGGUUAUCCUUGGUCACGUUCUUGCAAAUGUCGAUAAUGAAGUAGAGAGUGACAAGCUUCUCUUAGGACACCAUCUAGGGUUUGGAGGAGGAUUAGGGCAUGGGAUAUAUAAAAAGGGCUUCAGGCAUAGGUUUGGCAAAGGAUUUGGCGGCGGCGGUGGGUUUGGAGGCGGUGGUGGAUUCGGAGGCGGCGGUGGGCUUGGAGGUGGGGGUGGUUUGGGAGGCGGUGGUGGGCUUGGAGGUGGUGGUGGUUUGGGAGGUGGGGGUGGUCUUGGAGGUGGAGGUGGAUUAGGAGGAGGUGCUGGAGGUGGUCUUGGUGGUGGAGGUGGAUUAGGAGGAGGUGCUGGAGGUGGUCUUGGUGGUGGAGGUGGAUUAGGAGGAGGUGCUGGAGGUGGUCUUGGUGGUGGAGGUGGAUUAGGAGGAGGAGGUGGUUUUGGUGGAGGCGGUGGUGGUGGAGUAGGCGGUGGUGGUGGAGUAGGCGGUGGUGGUGGAGCUGGAGGUGGAUUUGGAGCUGGAGGAGGUGUAGGUGGUGGUUUUGGUGGAGGUGGUGGUGGUGGAUUUGGUGGUGGUGGAGGAGGCCAUUGAAUUAAAUGCCUGCCAUAUGCAUCUAGCUAGUUUGGCUAAGAAAAAAAAGUAUUUGUUAAUGUUUUAAAAGUUAAUAUUUGAAAGUGUAAGGUUAUGUUCCUUGUAAUGGUAAGAUUCUAAUUAAGACCUCCAUCCUUACAAGUGAAAAAUAAGCAAUUAAUUGUGUAUGUACUUCUAUUAUUGAGCUUGAUUAAUUAGAGUUGUGUGCUAUUUCAUUGUC
This is a messenger RNA of Impatiens glandulifera, 1057 nucleotides long. RefSeq names its product glycine-rich cell wall structural protein 1-like. NCBI's taxonomy places the organism in Eukaryota, Viridiplantae, Streptophyta, Magnoliopsida, Ericales, Balsaminaceae. The record is from RefSeq and is a predicted model, not a curated record. The coding region runs from base 208 to 837 and encodes 209 amino acids. The transcript has 4 exons.